Messenger RNA from Theobroma umbraticum, 567 nucleotides. The record is from RefSeq and is a predicted model, not a curated record. Lineage: Eukaryota; Viridiplantae; Streptophyta; Magnoliopsida; Malvales; Malvaceae.
GUCUCGGUGAUCGGUGCAUCCUAAUCUAUCCAGCGAGCCAGCAUAGUCCAUUGGAAGGACUCUAUUUAUGUAUGGACUGAAAACAAGCGCAAAAUCGUAUUUUGAGAUUGAAGAUUUUACAUCAUCAUGAUGGAUGGCUGUAAGAGUUGCGACCCAAGCACUGACCAGAAAUAUUCGAAGGUCAGGAGUAGGAGUUGUAAAGUUAAACCAUGCGCAUUUGCGCGUCCGCCAACUCGAGACGUUAACGCUCCCUGACCUCCCUUAUGACUAUCACGAACUGGAGCCAGGCAUCAGCGCAGAGAUAAUGGAGCUCCAUCACCAAAAGCACCACCAGACGUACUUCACUAACUUCAACCGAGCUCAGGAGCAGCUCCACCAUGCCAUGUCCAAGGCCGACUCUACCACCGUUGUCGAGCUCCAAAGUGCCAUCAAAUUCAAUGGCGGAGGGGAACGGACCCGGGUAAUGCCCGAGACCGGGAGUAACCCUAAAUGGAAGACAACAGAUUAUAUGAAUAACCAAAGACUGUUUUAAUCUGGGUCAUCCCGCGGCAAAAACCCUAGGCGAGG